This is a messenger RNA of Funneliformis geosporum, 711 nucleotides long. Lineage: Eukaryota; Fungi; Glomeromycota; Glomeromycetes; Glomerales; Glomeraceae. The record is from the annotation of a GenBank genome assembly.
AUGGGAAAUAUAGACAAACCUGUUAUAACUAUGUAUAAAUACAUCGAAAAAACGCGUAUACAUCAGUUCAUUCGAUACAUAAUAGAAACUAAUUUAGAAGCCUUUGAGAAUGAAAGUUGUUGUCUAAAUGAUUAUCAUGGAAUCAGUAUCUCAAGUGGUUCUAGUAUUGGAAAAAUGCGACAUGGAUUUGAGACGAUUAAUAUAAUUAAAGACCUUAAACAAAUUCAGGAUGGUAGUUUUGAAGUUAUUCAUAUAUUUGUUCAGAUUUUUCCAGAAUCUUCCCUCGUUCAUUUUGAUAAACGUCCUCUAUGUAACCCAUCUACAAGAUGUUAUCCUUGUGAUUCAUCACACCUCCAAAAAUUUGAUAAUCCAGGACAUCUUAGCGUGACUGAUUACAAUGUUUAUGAUGUAUAUAUGACACCUAUGGAUAUAGAAAAUUCUCUUGAUUUUAUGGAUUCUAUAAUAGAGCUUUUGAAAAUGAAGAGACCUUUUGCUUCAGCAAAACAAGCCAAAGAAAUUUUGAGAUUUUUUGUUAAUUGGGUAAAGAUAAAGUAUUCAAUCAAUAGAUGGUUAGAUUGUGUUGGAGGGAAAAAAGAUCCAAAAGAAAUUACAGAUGAAAAACGUUUUCCUAUCAAUAAAACACCUACAGAAGAGUUUACAUUAGAAGAUUUUGAAAAAGAAUUAAAGAAAGCUAUUAAAAAUUCUUUAUAG